Messenger RNA from Saccostrea cuccullata (small rock oyster), 937 nucleotides. RefSeq names its product transmembrane protein 179B-like. The transcript has 4 exons. The coding region runs from base 65 to 466 and encodes 133 amino acids. The record is from RefSeq and is a predicted model, not a curated record. Lineage: Eukaryota; Metazoa; Mollusca; Bivalvia; Ostreida; Ostreidae.
CAAAUCCAACUGUGAAUUCCCAAUUUACAGUGGUGUAAUUUUUUGCAUCUUUUACGCUCUUGGGAUGGCGAUUUACAACUCGUACACCAUUUAUAAAGCCAAGAGGGACCCAUCCAUUGUGUCACAGAUGUGGGUUUUCCCAUUUAUCCUGCUGAACUCAGUUGUGACAGUUCUCAUGCUUGUUGCCUCCUGUAUGGUCGGUGUUGGUUUUAAAGAGAUGUGUGACUCCUUGACGAAAGGGGAACACAAGUAUUUUCCCAGUUGUAUAGAAGCAGAAAACCAGAAGCUUGAGUCAGUGGCAACAAAGGAAACUUCUUCUACGGGACGCUUCUACACCUUAAUUAAUGUUACUCAGAAUGCCUCAUGGAUUUGUACAGUUUGCUGGCUGGUGCUGGUUAUUUUUGGUAUUGUCCAAUUUGUACUCAAUAGACGCCAGAAAUCUCAUACACGUCAUGAAGUCAAUUAACAGAGCCAGUACAGAACGGACGUCAUAGUGAAGAAUCUACGUCAUAUGAUGUAUAUUAUCACUUACGUCAUAGACUUCAUGACAUCAUUAUCAGAUGAAGUAAAACUAGUCGUUCAUUAAAUGAGUACUUAUACACGUACAUGUAUCUCGCAGCUGAAAGGACGUUUGACAGAAUCCAAACCCGAUAUCCUCUGUGUCCUUUUGGUUCUGUAGCUAUAAUAUGGAAACUUUUGUAACUUUUGCAUUCUUUUUCUUCUCUAAUUAUGAUUGUUAUUGAGUAUGAAGAUAGAUAAAUGUUUUUAUCGGUUCUUUUAUUUUUCUAUAUAAACAUGUUUUUAGAAAUAAACAACAAUCUUAAAAAGUUCUCUGGGAAAGAACUUUUAGUUGGUCACGUGAUUUAAAACCUAAUGCACGUCAAAAGAAGAUUGAUUGUACAACUCGUGAUUGAAAAAUAUCCAUAUUGUUAAUCAU